CGCGAGCCCCAGCGUAGCAAGGGUCGCAUCAUCGGCAACGUUCUUGAGGGUGUUGGCGGUGUUAUUGGCGGUGCUAUCGAUCUGGGCACCAUCGGCGGAGCCAUUCAAGGCCAGAACCAGAAGCGCGACCCUCAGCGCAGCCGCGGCCACAACAUUGGCAAGGUCAUCGGCGGAUUUGGUGAUGGUCUCGGUGCCUUCGCUGAUAUCAUUCAGAUCGGUGGAUCUGUCCAGGGCCAGGAGCAACCACAAGCCUAA
Bipolaris victoriae FI3 is the source of this 255-nucleotide messenger RNA. RefSeq lists its product as hypothetical. Lineage: Eukaryota; Fungi; Ascomycota; Dothideomycetes; Pleosporales; Pleosporaceae. The annotation marks the transcript as partial. The record is from RefSeq and is a predicted model, not a curated record. The transcript has a single exon.